GUCUCCAAAUUUCCAUCCACGUGUAGUAUGCAUUUAUUCCUCUCGAAAUAGUCAUCAAACUUAAAACCAAACACUUCUUCUUUUAAAUCUCUUAUCUCUCACCUUAUACUUAUAUUAUAUCGCAUUCACUUUACAAUCUCAUACACAUCACCGUUCACACCAAAGAAAUCCAUAAUGGAAGGAAUAGAACACAGAACAGUUGAAGUCAAUGGCAUCAAAAUGCAUAUCGCUGAGAAAGGCAAACAAGGACCGGUUGUAUUGUUCCUUCACGGCUUCCCUGAACUCUGGUACUCAUGGCGCCACCAGAUUGCUGCUCUCGGCUCACUCGGUUACCGCGCGGUGGCUCCGGAUCUACGUGGCUACGGUGACACCGAUGCUCCAGCUUCAGUAAGCAGCUACACGAUCUUCCAUUUGGUUGGUGACAUUGUUGCUCUUAUUGAUUCACUCGGUGUUGAACAAGUGUUUCUUGUGGCUCAUGAUUGGGGUGCUAUCAUUGGUUGGAAUCUCUGUUUGUUUCGACCUGAAAGAGUGAAAGCUUAUGUGUGUCUCAGUGUUCCUUAUUUACCAAGAAACCCCAAAAUCAAACCUGUUGAUGGCAUGCGAGCUUUGUUUGGUGAUGAUUAUUAUAUCUGUAGAUUCCAGGAACAAGGGAAAGCAGAAGCUGAGUUUGCAAAAGGUAGCUCAGAACUGGUUAUCAAGGCCAUGCUUACAGGUCGGAGUGCUAAACCACUAAUCCUACCCAAAGAAGGCUUGUUGGCUUUUGCAGAAGCUUCAAGUACAAAGCCCCUCCCAUCUUGGCUCUCACAAGAAGAUAUCAAUUACUACGCUUCUAAAUUUGAAAAGUCUGGAUUCACUGGUGGACUUAACUACUAUAGAAAUCUCAACUCAAACUGGGAGCUGACAGCAGCAUGGGCUGGAGCACAAAUUAAGGUACCAGUGAAGUUCAUCACAGGUGAUUUGGAUUUAGUAUACACUACUUUUGGUUCGAAGCAAUACAUCGAGAGUGGUAAAUUCAAGAAAGAUGUACCAAAUUUGGAGGAAGUAGUUAUACAGAAAGGUGUGGCUCACUUCAACAACCAAGAAGCUGCUGAGGAAAUCAGCAAUCACAUUCUCGAAUUCAUCAAGAAAUACUAGUUCUGAAUUCUGAUCCUAUCAACUCAACUAAGUAGAAGCUUUGUCUAUAUCAUCUUCUAGUUAAUAUCUUAGCUGAAGUUUAUGCUACUUUUAUACUCGAGAUUAUGCUAUUGUGAAAACUAUUUUUCUAUUGAACUGGAGAUUUCUGUUAUGUUUUCCUUUCAAAAAUUUGGAACAUUUGUGUUUUGCCUUAACUUUUAAAGCCAACGGGGAGAAGUUAGGUUCUAGGUUCAAAUAAUGUAUUUACUGAGGAGUUAAGACUGAUGUUAAGGGUCAUAUUUAUUUGACAUGCAUACUAGAGAAAUUUUU
Molecule: messenger RNA, 1443 nt
Organism: Vicia villosa (hairy vetch)
Lineage: Eukaryota; Viridiplantae; Streptophyta; Magnoliopsida; Fabales; Fabaceae
Exons: 3
Coding region: 175-1134 (319 amino acids)
Molecular function (GO): hydrolase activity
Source: RefSeq, a predicted model, not a curated record